CUAGAAAGUUGAGAUUUGGAGACAGAAUUAUAAUCAUAUCAUAAAUUCAUCAUCGUCACCUUCUUUUUGAAACCUAUAAAUUCUUUUCUUUUUCUAUAGGAGUUAGUACUAUAUAUACUCCUCUUUUGCACACUUCUAUGCUCAUAGAAAAACCUUAAUUUGCUUGCCUCUUUUCUUACUAGCAAUGUCUCAUUUCAUUCAUCCUAUGAACUUACAGUCUUAGUUUCCAAUAUUAUCAAUCAUUUUAUCAUAUAUCUUUUUUGUUUCUUUUACAUCAUGUUUGUUUGAAACCCGAAAGAUUAACUCAUCAUCUAUAUUACUUUUACCAAUUGCUUCCAAUUACUUUACAGUUUACACCCUCUUCCUUUGACUACAAAAAUCCAUUAAUCUCUCUUCCUUUUUGUCUUUGCUUUGUUCUUACAAAAAGAAUGAUGGACUCUACUGACCACAAUGAUCAGCUUCAAAGUCCGACUGCCUCCUUCAAGAACACUGCCAUUUCGUCCGUAACACCCAUUUAUUUUCAACAAACUCAUUUCCCUAUCAUGCAUUCAAUCAGUCACCAUCUAGCUGCUAAUGAAAAUGAACAAGGAAUGAAGAAGGAAAUGAGUGGGCAAACAUUGCGAUGGAGUCCGACGCCGGAGCAGUUAUUAACCCUAGAAGAACUGUAUCGUUGUGGAAUGAGAACACCAACAGCACAGCAGAUCCAGCAAAUUACUACACAGCUUCGAAGGUUUGGGAAGGUUGAAGGGAAGAAUGUGUUCUACUGGUUUCAGAAUCACAAAGCCAGGGAGAGACAGAAACUUAAUGGUUGUAGAUUAUCUUAUCGGUCUAAAGAACGACGUCGUCGACACUAUUGUACUAACAAAUGCCAGAUUGAAAUGAAAGAACCAUCUCCAGUCUCGAGAAGGACAGGUCUUGAAGUUGAGCAGACAAAGAAAUGGACACUUUCAAACUGCAUUGAAGUUUCACAGGAAUCUGCUUCGGUGCAUAGAGUAGCAAUAUCAGAAACAGGUACAACAAAUGGUAGGAUUCAAUUUGAUCAGCUGCUGGUACAACAGAGAAAGAGCACAGAAGAAGAAAAGCAGGCCUUGAAGCAACCUAUACAUAUGUCCUAUUCUUCCCCUACUAAUCCCACGACAAUGUCAGUGAUAUUUAACAAUCAGGUCUUUAAUCUACAGGACUUUAGCAAAGUAUUAAAACCCAAUACAGGAAAUUUCAACAGUUUGGGAAGCAAUGAAAAUAGUUCAGAAACUCAAACUACUCUUGAGCUCUUUCCACUUCAGAGCAAUGUUGGUACUGUUAAUGGUUCUGUUCAGCCUAUAAGCACCAAACCAGAAACUACAAUUACUUCAGUGAUAUUAGACACAAAGGUAGUCUUGGAAAUGCAGGAUUUUGGAAAAUUAUUAAUACCCAAUACAGGAAAUUUCACCAGUUUCGAUGGCAAUUAUGACAAUGAGAAUACAGAAAUUCAAACUCUUGAGCUGUUUCCACUUAGAAGUAAUGGUGCUCCUAAAGAUGACCAGUAUUCAUGAGGACACUAUUAUAUCAACUGCUCCUAAAGAUGACCAGUAUUCAUGAGGACACUAUUAUAUAAACUAUCUACUAUCUACCAGAAGAACAGAUACAGAACAGUUCCCUGAGCUUUCUUCCUUUGGAGUAUUGAUGGUUAUAUAUAUAUAUAUAUAGUGGUUAGCAAUGUUUGUAGUAAGACAGUCUUACCAUGCAUUUAAAAUAUAUAAAUUAUUAUUGGUUUGA
This is a messenger RNA of Ziziphus jujuba (common jujube), 1755 nucleotides long. Its product is annotated as WUSCHEL-related homeobox 6. The transcript has 4 exons. The record is from RefSeq and is a predicted model, not a curated record. Bases 429 to 1532 code for a protein of 367 amino acids. Gene Ontology annotation, biological process: plant organ development. Lineage: Eukaryota; Viridiplantae; Streptophyta; Magnoliopsida; Rosales; Rhamnaceae. Gene Ontology annotation, molecular function: DNA binding; DNA-binding transcription factor activity.